GGCAGGAAGCGGCGGGACCGAGCCCCAGCGGCGAGGCCGGGCGAGGGGACGCAGGAGCCAUCCUUUCUCCUCUUCCCCGUCCCAGCAGCCUGCCGGUGCCUGCCCGCCUGGCAAGUCGGAGCAUGUCUGGCCCCCCUGGACAAGAUGCAGAAGAUGGCAGAGCUGCUGAAACUCGGGGACGAGCAUGGGGAGGGGGAUCCGGGGGCUCCUUCACUCAGCGGCUCCUGCCUGGCAGACAACAGGCUCACUCUGGAUGUUUAUCCCGAUGGUUGCCGUCGGCUGCUCCGGCUGUUCGAGGGGCAGCAGGCAGAGGUGGUGCAGGUGGAGCUCCUCCGGCUCAGCAGUAACGAUCGCUUGCUUGACGCCACACUGAGCAUCCUUCCGCAUCUGAAGCGCCUCAAGUCCCUGGUGCUCAGAGGUGGCCAUGUCAGAGAUGAAUUUGGUUCGUGUCAGCACGGCUCCCUGACAAGCUUGCCACCAGAUGUUGGGACCCUGAGGUGUCUCACUCACUUGGAUCUCAGCUUCAAUAGCCUCUCCACCUUGCCCAGCUGCAUCCCGUCCCUCACCAGCCUCCGCAUGCUCUUGGUGAGCCACAACAACUUGGUGGCACUUCCUGAGAACUUCGGCUCGCUGAGCAAGCUGACCUUCUUCUCCGCUAUGAAAAAUCAGCUGAAGGACUUACCUCAGAGCAUUGGGGAGCUGGCAGCACUGGAGGACCUGGAUCUCUCAGAAAAUGUGUUGGAACUUCUCCCCGAAGAGAUUGGAAAUCUGCACAGCUGCACAGAACUGGAUCUCUCUGGGAAUCGGCUAUCAAGCAUCCCAGAUUCUUUAGCCAAUUUGAAGUCUCUGUGGCGGCUGCAUCUUCACAGCAAUCUUCUGGUGACAGUCCCUGCAUCGCUCGCCAGCCUGCCCAACUUGUGCAGGCUUGAUCUGCAGAACAACUGCCUCCGUGCUGUCCCCCCUGAGAUCCAGACUGCACCGUUCGUGCACCUCCGAGGCAACCCCUUAGGAGAAGCUGAGCCAUCCCUGCAGGCUGAUGAAUCCAGUGCCACAGAGCUACGAAGACUGUUCCUUGCAUCAGAAGAGGAUAGUUUCACAGUGACCUCCGAAGGUUGUGAGGUGGUCCUGGCCUGUGGCAUCCGUUUCUACUUUCCACCGGAGGCUGCCUCUGACCCUCUGCAGAUCUACUUCCGAACCCUGGCACCAGACCCUCAGUGGGUGAAGCUGAGACACCAUGAUGUCCUGCUGAGCAAAGUCCUGGAGCUGCAGCCUCAUGGGGUCAAAUUCCAGCAGGAGGUAGAGAUCUGGAUGCCAUAUGCCUCCCCAGAAACUCUUCACCAGCGUGAGGUGGUUGUUCGGACCUUUAGUGGGCAGAGCUGGAGUGACCUGAGGACACAAGUGGAGAAGAAGAGAAAGUCAAAGAAGCACGUGGCUCACUGUAGUGUCCUUCACUUCUCCUGGUUCCUGGUUGUGUCCCGACUCGUGCAAAAUGAAUGCAAAGUGCCAACAGAGGGGACAUUGCUCUUUUCCAGUGUGGAUCCAAACAUCAAAGUGACCUUCCCUCCUGGAGUCACUGAAGAGACUCGCAAUGUCAAACUGCAGGUUCUGCCGGUCUCUGCAGAAGAGAUAGCGGAACUCACAGCGGAUGCAGGAUGCAAAGCCAGUCCUCUGCUCUGCCUCUCCCAGGAUUCCCUGGUAGAUUUCCUCAGGCCUGUGAGAAUUCAGCUCCCGCUCCCAUUUGGGGUCACAGGGUUAAACUUGGAUCGAUCGAGGCUGCAUCUUCUCUGUGGGGAUGUGGAGGGCCAAACUUGGGAUGACAUCACCAGUCAAGUGGUGCUGGAAUUCACUCAUCUUUAUGCAGUAUUUGAAGUCACCCACUUCUCCUGGUACUGGCUGUGGUACACCACCAAGACCUACAUUGGAGGCAUUGCCAAGAAAGUUUAUGAGCGGUUACGUAUGUACCAGGUGAACUUCAUUGCUCUGCAGAGGAGGAAGGACCCCGAGCAAGUCCUGCUACAGUGUCUCCCCAAGCACAAGGUUGACACAGUGCUGAAGAAGCUGCAGGACCGCUACCGAGGACCUGAGCCAUCUGACAUGGUGGAAAUGUUUGAAGGAGAGCAGUUCUUCGCAGCUUUUGAGAGAGGCAUCAGCAUCGAUAUGGAUCGCCCUGACUGCGUGGAUGGACGUCUCUCAUUUAUUUUUUACUCCCACUUGAAGAACAUGAAGGAAAUCUACGUGACUUCCCCUGUAGACAGGAAAGGCCAAGCUGUAAAAGGCCAGGUCUCUUUCUACCGAGGGGCAGUUCCCGAGAGCAUCCCUGAAGAUGCCAGCAGGAGGAGGAGAGGACCAGACCCCCUCUGGCUCGCUACUCUGCCAAUUAAACUGCCUAGAUUGAAACCCCGUUGGGGCGAGACCUCCAGCUCAUUGAAUGGCUUCUCCUUCCCUCCCUUGAACCUGGGCAAUGCUGAGACUGGCUACCUGACACAGGCAAACCUGCUGAGCAUCGCCAGGCGUGUGGGAGCCGACUGGCAGACCAUUGGCCUGAACCUGGGCUUGACCUAUCGACAGAUCGAGCGCAUAGGAUACAAUAACAGAGAGGACCUUGAUAAGCAAAUCCUGGACAUGCUUUUCUCAUGGGCCCAGCAGAACUCAGGGGAUCCUGACUGUGUGAGCAAGCUGAUCACAGCCAUGAAAGAGAGUGGCCGCCAGGACAUUGCUGAUGAGGUCGAAGCCAUCAUUGAGCUGGGACGGAGGAAAUACAGGGAGUCCAUCCGCCGUGUGGGCUUGGAGCAGGAGAGCAGCACUGAAGACUCUGCGAUAGCCAUGACAUAGAGCCUAGCAGAAGGGAACAGGUUUUACUAUAGGGGAAUCUCAAGUUCAAAACCAGACCUAAGGAUUUUUGCUCCAGCACUUGCCAGGUUUGAUAGAUGAGGCUUGUACGCUGGUGUCUUCGACAGACUUCCAGUUUUAUUUUACAGAUAUGUGCAAAUCCAUAAUCCUGAAGAGGCCUUAACUUGCCUGAAAGUAAAUUUUCACCUGCAGUUUCCAAGAGAGAUUCCUCACAUCCUCUUUGUGAAAUGUGCCUGUGUACUAGUAAAGAAGUUUGCAGAGCUUUGUGAAAAGCAUGAUAUAAAUUUGCAUUUUAGAAACUGGUCUGGCCAGCUGUAACGUUAGCAGUGUUGUGGGAUUGGCAUCAACUGUGCUGAGCAAACCUCCCAGUUUUGUGAUCUGACUACCUUGUAAAUGGCUGUAAGCAUUUAUUGCUUUUUAACUGUGCAGUGACUGACUACUGAUGUGCCCUUCAUUUCCUGUUACACAUCUCAUAAUAUGCCUCAACUAAUGGCCCGCUAAUGGCAGUGGGAAGUUGCACACAAGCUGUUUGGAUGUCUACAUUAAUCUAUGUUCUAAUAUAUAUUCAGCUCAUUCAGAAUAGGUUUGGAUUUGGCAUAUCCCAUCCUCUAAACAGUAUUUAAAGGGAUAUUCUCAGUCUGAAAGCUUGUAUAAAAACGUCAGCUUGUAACAUCCGAAGUCAACCUGUAGCUUCAGGUCUGAGAAGUCCUGGUGCUUUCUUCCCCUUUUCCCCAGUGAAUAAUCAUCAGUGACCAAACACUGUAUUUCAGACAUUCAAACAAUAGUAUUGAAAGAGGGGCAUAAAAUUAUUCCUUUUUCUUAAGACAUUCUAUCAUCUCAGGCCAUGGAGUGCAUGGAGCGAAUGUUACAGCACUGGACAAGGACUUUUAGAGUUGAGCUGCAGGCGUGGGCCUAGGGACUUACUCAGAGCUGAUCUCUUAGGCCAUGCUUCCCCUCAGGUUCUGUGCUGGGUUUAUGUCAGCAGUUGUCUUUUGAGUGCAUGUAAUCUCUGGUAGCGUGUGUCAUAAUCUCUUGCCUGGAAUUUUGAUGUAUACCAACAAGGUAUUUGUUUUUAACUCCAGUUCUGGAGAGAUGCAUUCGGGCAUAUUGCUCUCAUUGGAAAUAAAACAAGCACUUAAUUGUU
Molecule: messenger RNA, 3994 nt
Organism: Gallus gallus (chicken)
Lineage: Eukaryota; Metazoa; Chordata; Aves; Galliformes; Phasianidae
Gene: LRRC27
Product: leucine rich repeat containing 27
Exons: 16
Coding region: 145-2832 (895 amino acids)
Biological process (GO): signal transduction; apoptotic process; DNA damage response
Molecular function (GO): protein binding
Source: RefSeq, a predicted model, not a curated record